Messenger RNA from Talaromyces atroroseus, 1668 nucleotides. RefSeq lists its product as hypothetical. The coding region runs from base 1 to 1668 and encodes 555 amino acids. The record is from RefSeq and is a predicted model, not a curated record. The transcript has a single exon. Lineage: Eukaryota; Fungi; Ascomycota; Eurotiomycetes; Eurotiales; Trichocomaceae. Gene Ontology annotation, molecular function: N,N-dimethylaniline monooxygenase activity; NADP binding; flavin adenine dinucleotide binding.
AUGGCACCGGUAACCGUCUGUGUCAUCGGCGGCGGCCCUAUUGGGAUGGUCGCAAUGAAAACCUUUUUGGAAGAGGGCUUUCAGGUAGUUGGCUUUGAAUGCCGAGCCUACUUGGGUGGACUGUGGAGAGGCACAGAGGAUUCUACGAUCUCAGCCCAUACCACUACCGUAUUCAACAAUAGCAAAUGGAGGUCUGCUUUCUCCGAUUUCCCCUUCAAUGAAGAUGCGGACACAUUUCCCACAGCCGCGCAGAUCCUCCAGUACCUGGAGGACUACGCAAGCAAUUUUGGACUUCAAGAAUACUACAAUCUCUCCACCAAAGUCCUCCGCAUGCAGUACUCAGAAAACAAUCAAAAGCCAUGGACAGUCACCGUUCAAGACCUUAAAUCUGGCAAAGUUCGAACACAACAUUUUGACAAGAUAUGCAUAGCCACAGGGGCCUUCCAAUACCCUCGGUGGCCAAAGUUGAAGAAUGUAGAAACCUUCCAAGGAAAAGUGAUUCAUUCAGUUGACUUCCACCGACCCGAAGAAUUUCGAGGACAGAAUGUGUUGAUCAUUGGGAUACAUGGUACCGCCCAGGAUGUGUGUGUUGCUCUUGAAUCUCACGCUGCCAACCACGUCUAUAUGGCUCAUCGUCAAGGCCUCUUGCUCUUAUCGCGUUUCCGUGAAGAUGGUGCAACAUUUGACAGUACCACUCUCAAGGAGACUCUUUUCAUGGCCUUCCUAAACAAAAAUUUCAGUCGCUUCUACUGGUGGUUGACGCAGAAGGGCAUAACCAAGCAAUCACAGAAAACCUAUCCCAACAUCCCCGAAGAAUGGGGCCUCGAUCCAGCACCUUCAAUAGCCGUUCGACCCCCAGUGUUGGGAGACGCUUUGUGGCGGCUGUUAAAUUCUGGAAUAGCAGAGUCUGUUCCUUCGGUUCGCCGCAUCACUGGCCCCAAGUCCGUUGAGCUCUCCGACGGUCGUAUACUCGAGAACAUAGACUCUAUUAUCUAUUGUACCGGCUAUAGCUCUGGUGGCAUGCCUGACGACCUGGUUUUCUCUGACGGCACGGAAACGGCAGGAUGUCAUCCACACCCUCCCGGCUACGAAUUUGAAGAGCCUCAUCUCUACCGAAACAUCUUCCCGUUGCAUGAGAACGAGAAGAUUCGCAUGUCCCUUGCAUACCUCGGACUCGGAUUCGUUCCGGUCCCUGGCUUUGUUCAAUACGAGAUGACCGCAGCUGCCAUUUGUCAAAUAUGGAAACACCGAACGCCUUUACCCUCGCUGCGCGAAAUGAAGGACUGGCAUGCAUGGCAUCUGAAGGAAAGGGAUCUUCUUCAAGCUCGUUAUUCGCCCUUAGAUAAGUCAACCUUUUAUCCUGUCUUCUUGAAUCUACCUGACCAGCUGAAGUGGAUUGACUGGGCAUCUGGAGCUGGUAUCUAUCAGAAUUUGUCGUCUGGUUGGGUGAAUUGGCGUGCAUGGAAAUUAUGGUUGCAGGAUAGACAAUUCUACAACCUGUUACAGAAUGGCGUAUUCACUCCUGCUAUUUGGAGACUAUUCAAGACUGGGAAGCGCCGCGCUGCUUCGUGGGAUGAAUGCAAGCAGAUGAUUAUUUCAGAGAACAAGCGAGCAGAGACGGCUAGACAGGCGCGGCUUGAGGCAUCUUUGUUUGGCAGCAAGAAAUAA